Messenger RNA from Mugil cephalus (flathead mullet), 1720 nucleotides. RefSeq lists its product as uncharacterized. Gene Ontology annotation, cellular component: endoplasmic reticulum. The record is from RefSeq and is a predicted model, not a curated record. NCBI's taxonomy places the organism in Eukaryota, Metazoa, Chordata, Actinopteri, Mugiliformes, Mugilidae. The transcript is spliced from 11 exons. The coding region runs from base 21 to 1544 and encodes 507 amino acids. Gene Ontology annotation, biological process: protein folding; response to endoplasmic reticulum stress.
CAGUCUGCAGGUGAACCGCCAUGAAGAGGCCGCUGCUGCUGGGUGUCACGGCCUUCUGUGUCUGUGCGCUUGUUGCCGCCGACAACUCCUUCCCCGAGAAGGAUGGAGUUUUACAGCUGAAAAGGGGAAAUUUCGACAGGGCACUGAGAGCAUACAAACAGCUACUGGUGCACUUCUAUGCUCCUCUGUCCGGGGACGGCCAUCGCGUGUCAGUGGCGUUUGAAGGCGCUGCUGUGGAGCUCCAGGGGUCGGAUGUCAGACUGGCCGUGGUUGAUGUGACUAAGGAAAAGGAGCUGGCCAAAGAGCUCAAUGCGACGGGCCACCCUACAAUCAGACUGUUCCUCUCUGGAGAUAAACACCACGCUGUAGCCUGUCCUGUCCCUCGGAGCUCAGCUUCCAUCUUGACCUGGCUGAAAAGGAGGGCGGGGUCACCUGAAGACCUCGUCACCGACUCACUCGGCCAAUCAGAGGAGCUGACUGUGGUCGGCUUCUUUAAGGAGUCGGAUCAUGGAUACCUGCAGGUGUUCCACGCUGCAGCGGUCGACCUGCCUGACGUCAGCUUUGCUGUGACGCAAGACGGCGAAGUCGUCACCAAAUAUGGUCUCACGCGUGAUGUUGUUUUUCUGCUCAAAAAGUCUAAGCUCAUCCAGGCUUACAAAAUGACGCCUCAGACAUCUAAAGAGGAGCUGAUCGUUUUUAUCACCGUCUACCAGAUGGACCCAGUCACUGAAUACAACGGACAGACAGCCACUCAGAUCCUAACCUCACCCAUAUUAAACCACGCCAUCCUCUUUGUCAACAAAAGCUCUGCAGGCUUUGAAGAGAUUUUCUCUGCUUUCAGCGCCUCUGCAGAGUCGUUCAGGCUGAAGAUUUUGUUUGUGUUGGUGGACGUGGAUGAGCCUCGUAACGGCAGAAUCAUGGAGUACUUCCGGGUUCGGGACUUUGAGGCUCCUGUCGUCCGACUGGUCAACCUGACGGACCACGUGACUUACCACCUGCCCUCCGACACCCUGAACACAAAGACCAUAGAAAAGUUCUGCUGGUCGUAUUUGGAGGGCGAGGCUAAGCCUAAGAUGCAGAGUGAGCCGAUCCCCGAGGGGUGGGACGAAAAACCCGUGAAGGAGCUGGUGGGGGAGACUCUGGAGAAAGUUGCCUUUCACCCCAACAGUACUGUUUUCGUCUUGUUCUAUCUGCCCUACAGUCAAGAGUCCCGUGCUCUGUUCCCGCUGUGGGAGGAGCUAGCUGAGGCCUUCAAGGAGCGAGAGAGUGUGACCAUCGCCCGUAUCGACGCAUCAGCCAACGACAUCAACAUGUCGACUCGAGGACCGUACCCGUCACUCUGCCUGUUCCCUGCUCUCUAUGCUGAACGGGUGGUGGUUUAUACUGGAAAAAGGAAGUUGAAACACCUGAUUAAGUUUGUAGACAAAGAGAUGGAGAAAGCCAAGGAGGACAGAGUUAAGGAGGAUGAAGACAGGAGGAAGUAUAUCGAGUCCGUAAAAGCUGAGGAGGCAAAAAAAGCCAACAAAACCAAAGACGAGCUUUGAAACAGGAGCAGUGAUGUGUGUGUGUGUGUGUGUGUGUGUGUGUGUGUGUGUGUGUGUGUGUGUGUGUGUGUGUCUGGCCAUAGCUUUUAGUGUGUACUUUGUAAACAUGGAUAUGGUUUUAUCUACUCGUUAACAAUCUGUCCAUUCAAAUCAAAUAAAGUCUCCAGUUAAACGCU